AUGGCCGCCGCUGGCGCGGGCGAGUCGGCUGCCCCGGCCGAGGCCUCCAGUCGAAUCUGCGUCAAGGGCCUGCCCAAGCGCUGCGACGAGAGGCGGCUGCGCGAGCACUUUUCAUCGCGCGGCGCCGAAGUGACUGAUGUGCGCAUCAUGAAGACAAAGGAGGGGCGGUCGCGGCUCUUUGGCUUCGUCGGAUUCCGCACGCCUGCGGAGGCGGAGGAGGCGCGCAAGUACUUUGCUCGAUCCUUCAUCGACACCUCGCGCAUCUCCAUCGAGGCGGCCAAGUCGCGAGGCGACGCGACGCUCGCCCGGCCGUGGAGCCGCCACUCCAAGGGCUCGUCGGCCUGGGCGCGCGCGAACCCGACGGACAAGGCGCCUGCCGAGGGCGAAGGCGGCGCCUCGGGUAUCGACCGGUGGAGGGCGGGCGGCGCGCGGCGCGAGGAGGAGGAGGAGGGCGAGGAGGCUUGCGGGAAAGCGGGCGGAGAGGCGGGGGAGGAGGAGGAGGAGGAGGAGGAGGAGGAGGAGGACGGGGAGGGGGAGGAGGAGGGCGAGGAGGGCGAAGAGCAGGAGGGCGGCGCCUCUGCGGCGGGCGGCGGCGGCGGCGAGGGGGACGGCGGCGAGGGGUUGUGUGUGGACGGGCUCGACGAGGGGCGGCUCUUCGUGCGCAACCUUCCGUACAGCAGCAGCGAGCCGGAGCUGCAGGAGCUGUUCGGCGCCUUUGGGCGCGUGGACGAGCUGCUGCUGCCCCUCGACGCAGAGACGCGCCGCGCCAAGGGCUUCGCGCACGUCACCUUCUCCAUCUGCGAGCACGCCGUCCGCGCGAUGGGGGCGCCCUCCGGAGAUGCGGACGAGAGGAGUCUCGCUUGCCGCAUCCUCCACGUGAUGCCCGGCCGCGCGCGCGCCCGCCCGGCGGCAGAGGCGGGCGGCGCAGCGGGCGGGACGAGCUCCUUCAAGCGGAAGCGCGAGGAGGCGCAGAAGGCGCAGGCGGGCUCGAGCCACAACUGGAACCCGCUCUUCAUGCGCGCCGACGCGGUCGGCGAGGCGAUGGCGGAGCGGUACGGCGUCGACAAGCGGCAGGUGCUCGACAGUGAGGGAGGAGGCUCGCUGGCGGUGCGGCUAGCGCAGGGCGAGACGCACCUGCUCAGCCGGGCGAGGGAGUGGCUCGCCUCGAGCGGCGUCUCGCUCGAGGCGCUGCAGCGGCUCGCCGCGGGCGAGGGCGGCGGCGCGGUGGAGCGAUCGCAGACGCUCCUCCUCGUCAAGAACAUCGACUCGAGCGUCUCGCGCGAGGAGCUGAGCAGCCUCUUCGCGAAGCACGGCCAGCUCGGCCACGCCCCGCCCCCCGCCCUCACACCUCGCCCCUCGCCCCUCCCAGGCAACACGCUUGGCCUCGUCGAGUUCGUCGAGGUCGGAGAGGCCAAGCGCGCCUUCCGCGCCCUCGCGUACAGCAAGCUGCGCGGCGCGCUCCUCCCACCCCCGCCUCCUCCUCCCACUUCCUCCUCCCGCCGCCUCCUCCCGCCGCCUCCUCCCGCCGCCUCCUCCCGCCGCCGCCUCCCGCCUCCUCCCGCCGCCGCCUCCCACUUCCUCCUCCUUGCCCUGCGCCGGGCUCACCUCCUCCCCCCCCGUCCCAGGCGUGCCCCUCUUCCUCGAGAGGGCGGCGGCGGGGAGCGCACCAUCUUCGUGAAGAACCUCAGCUUCAAGACCACGUCGGAGGGGCUGAAGGCGUGCUUCUCGACCAACGGCUGGACGGUGCGCUCGGCGACGGUGGUGCAGAAGCGCGACCCAAAGGCGGCGGGCCGCACCCUCUCGAUGGGGUACGGCUUUGUCGAGUUUGGCUCGGCGGCGCACGCGCACGACGCGCUCCGCCGCAUGGGCGGCGUGCGGCUCGACGAGCACCUGCUGCAGCUCAAGCUCUCGAGCCGCGAGCGAGCAAGCGGCGAGCGAGCCGCCGCCGCUUCGUCUGCGCGGCGCGCGCCCAACAAGCUGGUCGUGCGCAACGUGCCCUUCGAGGCGAGCAAGAACGAGCUCAAGGAGCUCUUCUCGGCGUUUGGCGUCCUCAAGACGUUGCGCGUGCCCAAAAAGUUCGACGGCUCGCACCGCGGCUUCGCCUUCGUCGAGUUCGUCUCCAAGGCGGAGGCGGCCAAGGCGAUGGAGGCGCUGCAGUCGACCCACUUGUACGGCCGCAAGCUCGUGCUCGGCUACGCCAAGAAGGAGGAGUCGGUCGAGGCCAUGCGCGCAAAGCUGCAGAGCCAGCAGGGCGGCGGCAGCAAGCGACGCAAAGCCGCCGACGGCGAUGACGCCACCGGCCUGGAGGAGGACCCUGAGGCGUUGCUCGACUUUAGCCUGUGA
Messenger RNA from Emiliania huxleyi CCMP1516, 2343 nucleotides. RefSeq lists its product as hypothetical. The record is from RefSeq and is a predicted model, not a curated record. The coding region runs from base 1 to 2343 and encodes 780 amino acids. NCBI's taxonomy places the organism in Eukaryota, Haptophyta, Isochrysidales, Noelaerhabdaceae. Gene Ontology annotation, cellular component: cytoplasm; nucleus; ribonucleoprotein complex. Gene Ontology annotation, molecular function: mRNA binding. The transcript has 8 exons.